CAGUCUGCGGCCUGACGGCGCGCGGAGCCAGUCCCUGGGGGCAGCGGGCUUCCUUUGACGCGGAAAGGCUGGGACCCGAUUGCCAGGCCUUGUCUCCGAGGCACCUCGUAUGCAGGGGCGCCCUGCCACCGGCCGGGGGAAGCCUGUGAUGGGCGUAGGGACCGGCACUGGGUGACAGAGCGCAGAGGACAAGCGCGGCCGGAAGCCACGGCCUCUUCUCCGAGCCUCGGCUCUCGCGAUAGCUCAGAGUCCAGUAGUCCCCCACCCCCAUGGAGCACGCCUUCACCCCGCUGGAGCCCCUGCUGCCCACCGGGAAUCUGAAGCACUGUCUGUUGAUUCUCAAUCAGCCUUUGGACGCCCAUUUCCGCCAUCUCUGGAGCAAAGCUGUUCUCAAAGCCUGUGCCGACGGAGGAGCCAACCGCCUGUAUGACAUCACCGAAGGCGAGCGGGAGAGCUUCCUGCCGGAAUUCAUCAACGGGGACUUUGACUCCAUCCGGCCUGAAGUGCGAGAGUUCUACACAGCCCAGGGCUGUGAGAUCAUUGCCACCCCAGACCAGAACCACACCGACUUCACCAAGUGCCUGCAGGUGCUGCAGGGCAGGAUCCGGGCGAGCCAGGUGGACGUGGUUGUGACCCUGGGCGGCCUUGCGGGGCGCUUCGACCAGACCAUGGCGUCGUUGAACACCCUGUUCCAGGCUCCCAGCAUCACCCGGCUGCCUGUGCUCAUCAUGCAGGAGGAGUCGCUGGUCUGCCUGCUCCAGCCGGGCAAGCACAGACUUCGAGUGGACACCGGGCUGGAAGGGGACUGGUGUGGCCUGAUUCCCGUUGGGGAGCCAUGCAGGCAUGUGACCACCACGGGCCUCAAGUGGAACCUCACAAACGACCUGCUUGCCUUUGGGACAUUGGUCAGCACUUCCAACACCUACGACGGCUCCGGGGUGGUGACCGUGGACACUGACCGGCCACUCCUCUGGACCAUGACUGUCAGACAGUAGCUGGCCACCUGCUGUGUGCCCAUCCUGCCUCAGCCCCAGCCCUCGGGUGCCCCCCAGCAGGGGUCUGACCCCCUGGGAGCCUGCACAGGGAUAUUUGGAAGGACAGUCUAGAUUGGGGACAUGGGUGCUGGCUAAGUGCCACUUCUCUCCAUCAGAAACAAAUGUGGAACCCUCCACCAAAAUGCA
Messenger RNA from Echinops telfairi (small Madagascar hedgehog), 1181 nucleotides. It is a transcript of the gene TPK1, whose product is annotated as thiamin pyrophosphokinase 1. Gene Ontology annotation, molecular function: thiamine binding; thiamine diphosphokinase activity; ATP binding. Lineage: Eukaryota; Metazoa; Chordata; Mammalia; Afrosoricida; Tenrecidae. The record is from RefSeq and is a predicted model, not a curated record. Bases 270 to 995 code for a protein of 241 amino acids. The transcript is spliced from 9 exons. Gene Ontology annotation, biological process: thiamine diphosphate biosynthetic process; thiamine metabolic process.